AUGGAAAUCAGCCAUGAACCGCAGCGCCUGCAUGCCCAGCGACGGGCCUUGACCAGCGCAGCCCUGAGCGUGUCCUACGCCACGUCCGCCCCCCUCGUCAUUAUUCGGGGCACGGGCUGUUACCUCAUUGACCACGCUGGUCAGGCGUAUCUCGACACCCGAAAUAACGUGCCGCACCUGGGCCACUGCCACCCAGCCGUGGUCCGCGCCGUUCAGCAGCAGGUGGCCACCCUCAACACCAACUCGCGCUAUCUCCAUCCCACCUACAACGACCUCUGCCAACGGCUUCUCACGACCCUGCCCCCUGCCCUGCGCGACCAGUACGUCGUGUUUCUUGUCAACUCGGGCUCGGAAGCCAACGACCUUGCCCUCCGCCUCGCCCGCGCCCACACCGGGGCCCAACACGUGGCCGUGCUUGACCAUGCCUAUCAUGGCAACACCACGGCCACCCUCGAGCUCUCCCCCUACAAGUUUCUCCAUCCCCGAUACUCGGCCCUUGGACAGCCCUCUCCGCCCACUCACACACACGUCCUACCAGUGCCCAGUGCCGCCCGUCCGGGCGACCCCACACGCGCUGACCCCCUCCGUCCGCUACGGCACCUCUGCGACCAGUACGAUCGACAACUAGCCGCACUCUUUGUCGAGUCGGGCAUGUCAGUGGCCAGCGUCAUUCUGCCCCCGCCUCACUACUUCCAGGCUGCCUUUGCCGCCGUUCGCGCAGCCGGUGGCCUGUGCGUUUGCGACGAGGUGCAAACAGGUCUCGGUCGCACCGGCGCUUGGUAUGCCUUUGAGUGGGCCGACGUCACACCCGACAUCAUCACACUUGGCAAGCCCAUGGGCAAUGGCAUGCCGCUCGCUGCCGUUCUCUGCCACCGAGAUAUAGGUGCCACCCUGGCCCGCGGUCCAGAAUACUUCAACACUUUUGGUGGCAAUACCGUCUCGUGUGCUGCCGGCCUCGCCGUGCUCGAGACCCUCGAAGCCGACAAUUUGCUAGCUCACGCGACCCGCGUGGGUGCCCAUCUCAUGUCCUGCCUUUGCAAACUGCAGGCAUCACUAGCCCAACAGCACCCCGAGCUGCCCUGUCACAUUGGUGACGUUCGUGGCCGUGGCCUUUUUGUGGGUGUCGAGUUUGUGACCCACAUUCAGCAUCCCACCCCCGCCACCCAAGCGGCCUCCCAUCUCUGUACGCAGCUUCGGUUACAGCACCACAUUCUGACAUCCCUAGACGGCCCUCAUGACAACGUCAUGGUCAUCAAACCUCCCAUGUGUUUUGGCAUUCGUGAAGCCAACCAACUCGUGCGCGCCCUAAGAGCCGAGCUCCUCGCCAUGCCUGUCGACCUGACUGGCGUCGCCCCGACGCCCACAUAA
Molecule: messenger RNA, 1368 nt
Organism: Monosiga brevicollis MX1
Lineage: Eukaryota; Choanoflagellata; Craspedida; Salpingoecidae
Exons: 2
Coding region: 1-1368 (455 amino acids)
Cellular component (GO): mitochondrion
Molecular function (GO): transaminase activity; pyridoxal phosphate binding
Source: RefSeq, a predicted model, not a curated record